Molecule: messenger RNA, 840 nt
Organism: Penicillium canescens
Lineage: Eukaryota; Fungi; Ascomycota; Eurotiomycetes; Eurotiales; Aspergillaceae
Exons: 1
Coding region: 1-840 (279 amino acids)
Source: RefSeq, a predicted model, not a curated record
AUGGCAUCCCAGACCUUCUCUGUGCUUUCUGGCCAGCUCGACUGGGCCGCAUGGAAGGACAGUAUCCGCGACCAUCUGUCGGAAAUUGACCACUACGCUUGGGACAUCAUUGAUGGAGUUGCUGCAUAUCCGCAGCCCACGAUCCAAGUUCCCCUUGUCGAAGAGAUCGCUGCCCAGAUUGCAGCUAACAACAAUGUUUCUGUCACCGAGUUGACCAACGAACACGCCAUGUCAUACUACAACAACCUCACCACCAACAUCACUCCUAACCAAGACAACUACGCCACCAUGCUCGGUGCCUGGCGCCGCGCCAACAACUUGGGCCUGCAAGCCAUCCGCGCCUCCAUCACCGACAUUCCCCUCGGAAUCAUCGUGGGCAUGAACAGCUCUCGCCUGGCCUUCCUCCAGCUUGAGGAAGUCUACGGCAAGCUCCGUCCUGACUACGGGAAGGUCCGGGCAAUGUACUACGACUGGUCCCAAAUGCGCUUCGCCGACGAUGAGGACCCCGCCGUCUUUGUUCACUGCUUCCGCGAGGCUCUGGCACACAUCCGGUGCCAGCCUUACUUUGUUCACCCCUCGUCCGAGUGGCUUGUCCUCAACACCGCUAUCAAGGACUCGCAAAUCGGCUGGGAGUUCCUCGAGACACUUCGGAUGGACAACCACGGGGCGGAGGGGUGGAUGAGCCAGGUGUACGAGGAGUUUCUCGAGCACGCGGUGGACCACCAUCACCAAGCUCCGUAUGAGGACUAUGACUCCGAGGAGGAUUCCCGGGGCUCUUCCGAGCCCAAUGUUUUCAGUUAUGAGCCUGCCGCCGCCGAUAGCUCCCUGACCAGCAAAUGA